Messenger RNA from Anopheles gambiae (African malaria mosquito), 4082 nucleotides. RefSeq lists its product as uncharacterized. Bases 2226 to 3212 code for a protein of 328 amino acids. The transcript is spliced from 9 exons. NCBI's taxonomy places the organism in Eukaryota, Metazoa, Arthropoda, Insecta, Diptera, Culicidae. The record is from RefSeq and is a predicted model, not a curated record.
CAGCAUCUUACAGAGACGAAGUUGCUGGUGGGGAUUUUUGAUCGGGUAGUUUUUGCGGAGUUACAUGCAAGCUAGUGUGGAGGGAGUGUUUUCUAUUCGCACAUUCUGGCACGCAUCAAAAAUAGAAAGUGAGGCGUGUUAGGAUGUGUUAGGAUGAGGCGUUGCGUUACUUCCGAGUUACAAGAUCGUUGUGGGAGGAUGUUUGCGUGGAACACACAGGGUUACGUUAAGUGCACGUGUUUAUGGGAGGAUAAGAUAGUUAAGUGUAAGCGAAAUCGUAAAACAUAAGCAAGUGUCUGCCCGGGAACGACACAGCGAUCGGAAAUAUUUUAUCGUCCACCGUACAAAUCGAAAAGAAAAACCAUCAACAAAUCGGUACGGAAAGCAAAAAGAGUGUUUGUGUGUCUGUCUGUGGGUGCGGUGUGCGGCCUGGGCGGACGGGAUCGUAAUCGUUGACGUGGACGUUGUUUUUAUACCCUUGACCAUUGCCGAACGGAUAUGCUGCUCGGUCAACCACUUUCCCUGCCCCGGCAAAGGAAGCUCGUCCCAAACCGCCUUCAUCGGUUCGAAAACGUCGUGUGACGCGCUGCUGAUCGUGUCGUCUUGCAGGCGCAAAACUUUCAGCCCAGGCACCACACCACACACCAUCGCCAUCCACCGGGUUUUUGGCGUUUGUGUGUGUGUUUCUCUGUAUCCGAAUCCGAUUCGGAUGAUGAAAAUGAAUAAAACAUAAAGACCGGAGCGGCAACCGGGAGGAGUGGAGCGGAGGGGGAUGCCUGCCGUGACGCCAACACGCUCCAUUCUUUGUUCCAUUGGGCAGCGAAGAAAACAGCGGGAAAAAGCGCACACCUCGUUCGUUCGUUCGCUCGUUCGUUGGGAAAGUGAUUGCCGCGACGCGUCUGGUUUAAUUUCGCUCCUUGCCGGGACGAAACGCUCCUCGCUCCAUAGCUGUCGCCCCGUUGUGUGUGUGCACUUAUCGGUGUGGGUGUGUGCGUGUGUAUGCUUGUCUGUGUGCGCUUCGGUGUAGCAAUGUGUAACAUCAACCAUAUCAAUUGACCGACGAGCCAAAGCCCACAGUCUGCCAGAAGCGAGAAUCAAAACUAAAACCCAUUUCCACUUGUGUGUCUUGCCUCCGUGUGUGCGUGCGUGCGUGCGUGCGUGCGUGUGUGCGUGAGCAUGUGUGAUGCUGAGCGACAGUUGGAAAAAGGCAACGCAGGCGAUAAAGAUUUUACGACAUUGGAAUUUGUUGCUGUGAGUGGUUUAUUAAUCCUACCGCACGGUUCAGUGCUUCCCUCGGUGGCGCACAUCCGGUCACACGCCACCUCCAUCUAAUCACAUUGCAUCACACCAGGCCCCAGCACAUACAGAGCUAUGCACCACCACAAUACAACACCUUUUGCAUGCCGAGUGGCAGCCGACUCAUCCCGUACGGCGGCAAAUCAGAAAUCGAACCACCAAACGAACAGUUUCUUUUCGGUUAGUGUGCGAAAAAACAUUGAAGCGGACAGCUUCACAGUGCUUCCCAGUGUUUCACAGGAGCGUGCAGGGUGGGAAAAAACAAAACAAAAAAAAAACACGCUUGUACGAAUUAUCGAACCGUUGUGCAAUUGUUCCGCCGCUUAUCGAUGGGUAAGAUACGACUGACGUGGUGCUUGUGGGUGUUUUUGUGUGUGCUUGUGCGCUGAGAAAAAAGGAGCGAAAAACAGCACAAGAAAGCCGAACUCCCAUUUCCCAGCAGCGACUGGCCAAAGUGCCAAACAUCAGCACCUGGGCUGCGGGAAAAUCCUACGUCCGGUUCCGGUUUCGGUUGCUCGGCGGCCUCGGACCAGAGUGCCCGGAGUGGUCUCUGGCGUUGCUACACUUCGCCGCAUUCUAGCAAGAAGCGUUCCCUGUGGAGAAGCGUCGCUGCGCAACACCAAAUAAAGUAAAGCUGAACAAGAAAAAAAACAAAACAGCAACACAUUCACACACACCAAAGCGAUCCUUCUCAUCACAGCGCGACGGGAACGCCUCACACAGUCGAAGUCGGCAAAAACCGCAAGUGGUUGCGUCGUUUUCGGAGCACGUGAGCAUACCUACGGGCGUCGGGCCCCUCUAGGGGUGCCAGCGUGGUGUUGCCCACCAACCGGGUGCGUCUGUCCGUGAAUGUGUAUUGCGCCCUGGCCCGGUCAGAACUACGACACGGCGUCACGGAGCAACGGUGCGAUCGGACCGGCGGCCGGGAAAUGUGGCUCCCAGUGGUAAUGGAUUUACGACUCCCCAUACUCUGUUUGCUGAUAGUGGCAGAAGUAUCCGUGGGGUUGCGAAAUGUACGCGUCACGGUACCGACGGCCGUGCGAAAGGGCGACUCGGCCCACCUGUUCUGCGACUACGAGCUGGAGGACAAGGAGCGGCUCUACUCGAUCAAGUGGUACAAGGGCAAGCGCGAGUUCUACCGCUACACGCCGCAGGAAAAACCCUCCAUGAAGGUGUUCAGCGCCGUCGACGUGGAGCGAUCGUUAUCGAACGAGAGCAAUGUGGUUAUAAAGGCGCUCGAAACGAAUGUUUCGGGAAAGUACAGCUGCGAGGUAUCGGCCGAUGCGCCCUCCUUCCACACCAUGAUAGUUUCGGGUGACAUGGAGGUCAUAGAACCCCCGCCGGAAAAACCAUCAAUAACGGGCCUGCAGAGCCGGUACCGACCGGGCGACAUCCUGCGGGGCAACUGCACCUCGAUUAAUUCUAAACCGCCGGCAAAUCUGACGUGGACGAUUAAUGACGUACCGAUCAUCCCACAGUACUACAAGCAGUACCGACCGAUCAAGGAUACGCACACGGGGCUGGAGACCUCCAUCCUGGGCAUCAAUAUUCUCGUUGCCCACGCGCACUUCAUCAAGGGCAAGCUCAAGCUCAAAUGCCAAGCGACAAUACACCGGAUCUAUGACGAGAGCAGCGAAUGGUACGUGGAGGAAGACCGGCCCCGGAUACUGGCGACCGGCUCGUCCAGCGGCCACAAUCUCAACCAAAUCUAUCAGCACACCGUGUACGAUGGUGAUCAGCCCGAUCAGAGCGACAUGUACUUAACGGUGAACGGAUACAAAGCGGACAAAUCACCUACAUCGUCCUCCUCCGCCACGAAGCAGGUCGGAGCGUACGUGAAGGUGGGCUGGAUUGCGUUCUACGUCUGUACGAUCUGCACCGUGCUGCUGUACUCGCUGCGCGUCGGCAUCUCCUGACUGUACAACCUGAAGGAAGUGAUUAAGAUAUAAGCUGGCACGCGCGUGUGCAAAGUUCAAAACAGCCCAGCAAUGGCAUAGAAAAGCACGCAAAAGUCUCAUUAUUGCGAUAGCGUACUAAAAACAACUCCUCGGAAGGUAGAGGCUGCAACGCAAACGAACGAAUAAUGCCUUGACGGAUGAAAGAUUUCAACAAUGGAAGCGUGCACACUGCACACAGUUGGACAGCCUGUAAGGUGAAGCUUGCAGAACAGUGACGCCGAAAAAUGCCGCUUUUUAGAUGUACAAUGUAGUAGUAAUGUGUUACAGCUGUUAAUUAGAUUGUUUUAAAACUUUGUGUUGUGUUUUGUUUUGCAAGUGUUUCGUACGGUUUUUGUUCGGAGGUAGUUGAGAGUGGGCAAAGGAAGUAAACAAUCCCUGUAAAUAAGAUAGAACAUAAGUAGUUCAAUUGAUAAGUGUACACCAUAGUGGUAAGGUAAGAUAGGUGGCCAUUUUUAAGACGAACAAGUAAGCAAACCAUUUGCUGUAACAAUAGACGUAACACGUGCAUGAGACAACUAUUUUGUGAGGGAAAACGAAAUAGAAUAACAAAAACUUGAAAUCAAAAAGGGAAAACACUGAAAGAAUCGUAAACCGUAAAACAUAAACUGUAAAUACAUCUAAAAAAAACUCAAUCAAAACUGCAUUUUGGAGAUGAGGAUGCCUGGAAAUAGGCACAAAGUAAAUAAAGCAAACUAAGCGGCAGCACGGUUUCGAUCGUGCAGAUUUUGUAUUGGUAUAUGUGCGAACACACAAAAACAAUCUGAAGCGUUGCGGUGGGAUGCCGCCAGGAUGCCAAUUUAAAACAAUAAAAUUCGUAUGUUAAAAAUA